GCAGAGGUGCUGUUCGAGACCAUUUGCUUCAGUGUUGAUCCUUACCUCAGGGUCCACGGCGAGGUGGUGGGAGACUCGGGAAUCGACGGGAAGAAAGUCAUGCACGGGACUCAAGUCGUGAAAGUCGUGCUGACGAGGAACGGGAAAUUCCCUCUGGGGUCCCGGUUCGUCACCAAUUUCGGGUGGCGUUCGCACGUCCUGAUCGACCCUGACCAGUUGCCGGGCACCUACGGCGGGGUGCAGCCGUACCCGGACUUGGGGAAUUUGCCCGAGUCGCUGGCAGUCGGCGCUUGCGGAAUGCCCGGAAACACAGCCUACUUUGGUUUCCUGCGCCUGUGUCAGCCGAAAGCUGGAGAGACUGUCGUUGUGAACGCUGCCGCGGGCGCCGUCGGAAGUUUGGUCGGGCAAAUAGCAAAGAUACAGGGCUGCAAUGUCAUCGGUUACGCUGGAGCUGACGACAAAGUGAAGUGGCUGAAAGAAGAGCUGGGUUUCGAUCAUGCUUUCAACUACAAAACGACUGAUUUGGCUACAAGUCUGAAACAAGCUGCUCCAAAAGGCAUUGAUUGCUAUUUUGAUAAUGUCGGCGGUAACUUCAGCGCCGUGGUCAUGUCGCAGAUGAACAAAUAUGGGCGUAUUGCUUUGUGUGGCUGCAUCUCCGCGUACAACACCAUCGACGAUUUACCCAUGAAUUUGAUGGUUGAUUUUCUCCAGGGCAAGAUCAAGUACAGAGAAACGAUUUGGGAAGGAGUGGAAAAUUUGCCGAAAGCCUUCAUGGGACUGUUCCGUGGAGAGAACACUGGCAAAGCUAUCGUCACUGCUUGA
Molecule: messenger RNA, 822 nt
Organism: Notodromas monacha
Lineage: Eukaryota; Metazoa; Arthropoda; Ostracoda; Podocopida; Cyprididae
Source: the annotation of a GenBank genome assembly